This is a messenger RNA of Agelaius phoeniceus (red-winged blackbird), 690 nucleotides long. RefSeq names its product homeobox D1 (gene HOXD1). Gene Ontology annotation, cellular component: nucleus. Lineage: Eukaryota; Metazoa; Chordata; Aves; Passeriformes; Icteridae. Gene Ontology annotation, biological process: regulation of transcription by RNA polymerase II. The record is from RefSeq and is a predicted model, not a curated record. Gene Ontology annotation, molecular function: RNA polymerase II cis-regulatory region sequence-specific DNA binding; DNA-binding transcription factor activity, RNA polymerase II-specific.
AUGGAGCUGGGGUACUUUGCUCUCGCCUUUCCGCCGGGGCUGUGCCGCGGUGCCCCGCAGGCCCCGUACCCCCAGCGAGGGGACGGCGCCUUCCUGGCGCUGGGCACCACGGCCAGCGCCGCGUCCCCGCCGCAGGCAUUGGGCUACGCGGCCGCUGCCCCGGCGGCGCUGGGGCCCGGCUGCCGCCCGUCCCGGGGAGCCGGACCGCCGGCCUACGCCACGUCCAUCCCUCCCGGGAGCGGCCGCUCGCCGCCGCCCGACCCCGAGCGCCCCUGCCCCUGCCUGGGCGCGGGCGGCGGGGGGCUCCGGCACCUCUCGCCCUGCCCCGGGGCCGCCCCCGCGCCCGGCUGCCCGGCUCCCGCGGCGGCCCCGGCGGCGCCCCGCACCUUCGAGUGGAUGCGAGCGAAGCGGAGCCCGCCCGGGAGAAGCGGCGCGGCGCCGUGCGGGGGGGAAGCGCCCGCCUGCUCCGCACGCACCAGCUUCAGCACCCGGCAGCUCACGGAGCUGGAGAAGGAGUUUCACUUCAGCCGGUACCUGUCGCGGGCCCGCCGCCUCGAGGUGGCCCGCUCGCUGCGCCUCCGCGACGCCCAGGUGAAGGUCUGGUUCCAGAACCGCCGCAUGAAGCAGAAGAAGCGGGAGCGGGAGGCGCUGGCCGCCCCCGCCGCCGCUGUCCCGCGCGGCCCCUCCUGA